GUUGUUGACUCAUCUCCGUUCUCAAACACUCUCUGUUAUUACCCAUAAUCCCCCUGAAACCAAUGACCUGUCUCUGGCCUUGGCGUGUAGCACGGUGCUGCUAGUUGUCAGUGUGCGGUGCUGGCAGUUGGACUUGUUUUAGCUUUAACUAGCUGGAGUACACGUCCGACAGGUCGGCUGGUUAGCUGUGAAGCAGAGCUGAGCCACGAUGCUGAAAUGCAGAAUUGCAUGGAGAAAGCUUGCACCGCUGGCGAGAGCUUCAUCUACAGUGUGCCGGCAGAAUGUGAGGAGAGCAGGUAAGUCACAGUGACAGGAACUGGACUCAAUAAUUCAAUGCAAACACACUUUAGCGUGCCAUUACACUACGAUGACAGCACGCUCAGUCAGAUUGAUAGCUUCAUUAAGUAUUCUGAGCCAAGUGUGGUUUUAAUUAAGCUAAUAUUGACCUAGUAAAUCUGCAGAUCUUAAGUUAACCUGCACAAGUUCAUGCUAACUAUUAAACUUCAACCACACUGCAUGUCUGUGUCUGUCUGUCUGUUGCACUGCCUGAAGACUCUCAGACACUUUUUGAAUGACAAAUAAACUUUUCAGUCUCAGUUUGUUAAAGCCAGUAAAGGUUUGCAGUGUGGUAACUUAUAACAUAUGUGACCCCCACAGAAUUUAUCACGCUGCUUUCACAUGACUAUUUUGACAUGGAUCCUGUUGUUAUGAGCCCCCCAGUGUAAAACCUUUGGGGGGUGAUGAAGGGAGGAAACAAGAAGUAGUAAUUAAAGGGAAAUUGUCAAUGAGAGGGGUUGAUUAUCACCUCUUAACCUAACUCAACUCAGUGGUUCUCGACUGGUCUCACUCUGGGACCCACAUUUUCCCAUUGUCCUGAAGUCGCGACCCACUUUUAUGGAAUUCAAGCAAACCAAAAAAAACCUUGAAAGACUCUAAUCUUUAACAUAAAUCCACUUUAUUAUGUGUUUUAAGUGCAUUUAAGAGCACACGAAGGGGACAAUAUGAGGACGACAACUACUGAAGUUGCUUGUACAGAAAAAAUCUAAUAAAUAUCACAUUAUAUAUUUACUUUUUUGACCAGCUGUUGGUGAUCCAUCCUGAACGUGUCCACGACCCACUUUUGGGUUUGGACCCACCAGUUGAAAACCACAUCUUUAAAUAACCUAAUUUCAUUUAUUGUACUUAAGUGUGUCAGUGCCAUCUAAUCAAAUCACAUAUCAUCAUAUUUCACCAUUUCAGAGAGGUUAAAACAUUACACACCUGAAGUGAAAGGCAUUUUACUAGUUAUAGAGAUUGAAUAUACUGCAACUAUGACACAUUUGGUUGUUAGUUGGUCUAUAUUCCAAGCAGUUUUGUCAACACUUGAAAGUUUAUAAUUUGUCAAUGCUUCAUCAUUUCAGGAUUAACCCAUGGCAGACUACCUGCACAAGCACCUGUGGCUCACAUGUCCACCGGGCCUACAGGGGGAGGUCGUGAAAACCAGCUGUAUAUCCUUCUGGUUGGAGCAGCCUGUGUUGGUAGUGGAGUUUAUGUGAGUCAGCUUAUACCUCAUUACAUAAUGGGUAUGAUGCACGAAACAUGGCGACCGAUGGAAAGAGUUGAACCAGUUGUGAGUUUUUCGGCAUUUUUGUUUUCGCAGUUGUACCGUACUUUAAGAGGAGACCAAACACGAUACCAGGAACGUGUUGAUGAAAUUGCAGCUAGACACCAAAAAGUGGCCACAGAAGAGAUCGCUGCACCCACGGAGUCUGAGCCCCCUGGUGAGUGAAUUUUAUGAACACAAUUUAGUCAUUUUUCAUGAUGAUAAAUAAAAACAGAACUGUUUUGAUUGUUAUUUUGCUGUUUGUUUCAGCUGUGGAAACCACUGAAGCAGAGGGUGAGUGAUUUGUCCCUCGUUUUCAGAUGAUUAUCUUGACACUUUGAUCAAACUCCACCUCUGUUAAUAACUUCAUAGGUCAUAAAACUUACCUACUCUGAAUCAAGGGUCCGUACAUACUCUACAAACAGCAUAAGAGAACAGGGCCUGUGUUGUUUAGAGUGUCUCUCUGUGAUGAGAAACAAAAAACCUGUUUGUAUAAAAUCAAAGUUGGAGGUUAUUUAAUUGUGUAGUUUUGCUUGGAGCUGGCCGUGACACACAGUUUAGCUUCCUCUGUAUUGCCCUUAAGUCAGCAGUUUUUGACCACAAAGCAAACUGUGUUUGAAUAAGUGCUGAAAUGAUUUACAUUGUGUUAAACUUUCUGACAUAUUAACCUCCUCUAAGUCACAUGACACACAAAAAAGGUGUUCAGUGUUGAAUAUGUCCUUUCUUUUGGUUUGUAAGUCUUUAAACUCUUCUCGCCUAGUUGUCCCUGAGACAGAACCACAAGCAGAACCUGCGGCAGAACCUUCACCAGAGCCAAUAGCAGAACUCUCACCAGAGGAGCCUAGUGCCCCGGCCCCAGAUGCUGAAGCAGCGGCAGCCCCCAGUGACACAACAGAGCCAUCCCCAGGUAGUUUGCUUUCUUUCUUAAACCCCUACAUGCAUUAAACAUCUGCCUUCUUUAUUAACACUUUGUUUGAACCUAAAAAUACUAGAAAAAAGUUUGCUUGCCUAACCUGGAACUGUGUACUACAUUUCACCUUUCUGUCAACACGUACUGACAGACAGUGCUUUACAGUGAACUUCAGGGUAGAAAUGGUGACACCAGCUGGUUAAGCUGGGUUAGUGCAAGAAAAGAUGAGAUGUCUUUAUAGCAUCUUUUAUGCCCUGCCCAACUUUUCCAUUAAAAGAUAUGUUAAAACAGAAUUGAUAGGUGUUAUCCUGAAGGACCUCUGAAUUUUAAACAUGUUUUGUCUCGUAUUUGUUGUCUACAUCCAUUAACUGAGAGAGUAACUGCAUGAGUUGUUACUUCUCCCUUUUGUUGCAUGAGUUUUUCAUUUUCAUUCACCAUCUUGUGUUAAGUCAAACAUGUCAUGGUUUAUGUUUAAUGUUGGUUUAAUUCACUCUAUGUCCUCUAACCAUGUAAAUUAACUCUUUACUUUUACAGUACAACAUUUAAUGGUCACAUACUAACCUUCAUCGUGUUAUAUUUUUGUGAAAAUGUUUGUUUCUGUGAGCCACUGUCAUCGAUGGUUUAAGUUCGUGUAAUGUCUGCUCCAGUUGUGAUUGUUGUGUCAUUUUUGUGGUGCCAGAUGAAGUCCCUCUGUCCAGUGCUUCUCUGAAUUUGUUAUAGUUUGUAAAAAAACAUCAUCUUUGGCUAGGAUUCAAAAGGGUUGUUGUCUAACUUAAUGUGGAGCCAUACUGUUUAUAACUGGAAGCUGCCCGUAGACAUUUUUUAUGUCAUGUCUGAAGCUCGAUUGGAAAAUGAAGUCUGAAAACUUCAAAAAUGUAUUUCUAAUUCCAGUUCUAAAGGAGUUAGGACACUGUGUCUGAUGUUAAUGAGUAUAGAAUUUGAUGGUUUUCCAAUUUAUUUGAAGCAUUAAUUUAACUGAAAAUAGCAAAAAGACAACAAACCAACUAGGAGGCUAAACAAAUUUCAUUGUUUUAUGAAUAGAAUUAUGCUUAUUUUAGAUUCGAUGUCAGCAUCAUGUUUCAAAAGGAUUGAGACGGAAGUAUUUACCAUCGUGUUCUAUCACCUUGUCUCAUAACACAGUGUAAACCGUUGGCAACCAAGGAGAUCAGUUUCUGGGUUUGAAAUUGAAAUAUUGACCCAUGCUUGCCGGUCACAGGAUUUCAGCUGUUCAACUGUCCGAGGUCUCAUUUGUCGUACAAUCCGUGUCAUGAUGACCUACUGACCCUAAGUUGUGACUGCAGGCUGUGUAGUUUAGCACUGGACCCCCUUUACUACUGCAAAAUGUGCUUUAAAACAUGUAUUCUUAAGCAUUAGUGGUGCCUUCUCAGGUGUUUGUACCAGCCAUACCAUGGAGUCUUAUGCAUAUUAUCAACACAAUCAGGGAUGCUGGCUUUUGAACUGUGCACAAACAGGGUUGCUUAAAGGGAGGGUGCAGCGCCCAUGCCUCUGUGGAGUUCUUUUGGUACCCAUUAGAGGUGGGAAUCAGCAGUGGCCCCAUGAUUCGAUAUUAUCACGAUACCUGGGCCUAGAUUUGAUAUUAUCGCGAUUUUUAACAUUUUGAGAUACAUUGAGUUUUGCGAUACCAUUUAUUGCGAUUUGUACAUUUUUUUUCAACUGCUUAGUUGAUGUAGCAUUUGGUGGAUGAGACGAUACGAUGUAUCACCAGACAAAAUAUUGCGAUACUAUGCCGUAUUAAUUCUUUCUCCCACUGCUAAUACCCGUUCAUGCUACUAACUUAUCGGAGACCAAUGUGAUUAGCUGGGAAAUGUUUUUCCAGGUGUAUUUUUAGCACUACACAUUUUUUCAGUGCUAUGUUGUUUCUUUCCCAGCGGUUUUAAAAACGUGUUGUUGGCAUCAAACUUUAAUUUUUUUAAAUAAAAAAUGUAUCCAUUCAACAAUUUAAUUUGUGGUCUUUGCACCAUUUUCAGAUGAUUUUCAGCUUUAAACCAUCACAUGCUGUUUUUUUUAUUUUUUUUUAUUGACAUCUUACGCAGCAUCCCAACUCUUCACCUGGGCUUGUAUGUUAGUUAGGGGAUAAUUGCUGGAGUGAACCACCACACAAGACUCCUUUUUAAUACUUGAUUUAAAUGCAACUUAUAUUUAUUUACCUUAUUUAAUUUAUGUUUCACAGUUGUUCAUAUAAAGUCAACUAAAAAGAUGUCAGCUUCCAGUUGUAGUUGUGUUUCAGUGCAUGCCAUGCUGAGUGUUUACAGGGUUAAACUGGAUCAAUGCAUGGACCUGGUGGUUUUCCCCCUCAGUAAUCGUGUAUUGAAUUGCAAUCCUAACUCAUGCUAUUAACUACCUCAGUAGCAGAAGAACCAGUGGUACAGGAACCAGUGGUAGAAGCUCCAGCGGUAGAAGAACCAGUGGUAGAAGCUCCUGUGGUAGAAGAACCAGUGGUACAGGAACCAGUGGUAGGAGAACCAGUGGUACAGGAACCAGUGGUAGAAGAACCAGUGGUAGAAGCUCCUGUGGUAGAAGAACCAGUGGUACAGGAACCAGUGGUAGAAGAACCAGUGGUAGAAACUCCAGUGGUAGAAGCUCCUGUGGUAGAAGCUCCUGUGGUAGAAGCCCCUGCAGAAGAGGCAGCAGAACCACCUGCUGCUCCUGCUGUAGAGGAGGGUAAGCUCUAAGAAGAAGGAUGCCUCAAUCUGAUUUAUUAACCAAUGCUGAUAGAACUUGACAAUAUAUUUUUUCCUAAUGUUCAGGUGCUGCUUACGCUUCUUUGUUUAACACAUGACCUUGGUUUGUGAUGGUCAAUAACAAUAGACCUUAUUAUGUAACUUUGCCCCCGUACUAGCAGAACCCUCACCCCCCUCUGAGCCGUCCCCAGCUGAACUUACAGAGCCAGCUCCCGCUGAAACUGAGCCUGUUGUGGAGAGUGGUAAGCUUAGUCAGGCCUGUUGGUGUAAGUUUGCCCGAGCGCAGGAUGGAUGUGUUUUGUCUUAACCGCUUCAUGCUCCGGUCAUACUAACAGAACCCCAAGCAGCAGCAGCAGCAGCAACAGAAAGCCCAGCAGCAGAGCCCCCUGAGCCUCAGCCUGAAGUGGUUGCAGAGAGUGGUAAGACCAAAGUCCAGCCUGGGUUGGAGAGGGGGAAGCGGGCAGACACUUCUUCCCAUUUUGAUAAAGAUAAUGUUAAUUUUUCAUCACCUUCUCUCCUUUUUAUAUUUUAACCGUUUUUUUCCCCCAUUUUUACAGCUCUCCUCCCUGCCUGUUCCUGAUUUUUCCUUUUUUCACAUCGUUUGGGUAUUUGUAAUGAUAAAGGUUAAUCUCACCCUCAUGAAAUAUUUUGACUUCUUUUCCCAUUCACUCCUCUCAGGUGUAUUUCUGUGUGUCUCGCUGACUGAUAGGUAUCUAAACACACACACUAAUUGUUGUCUCUCUCUCUUGCUUUUGCCAUUCUUUCUAUCCCUUCUUUCUUUCCACCUCACCUUUUUCCCAUGCUUGCUGCUCUUUUUAUUCUAACUUCAGUAGCAGAGUCCACACCUGCCACUCCCAAGGUCCCUUCACACACACCCUACCUCCUUAUUGGUGGAGGAACCGCCUCUUUCGCCGCCGCCAGAUCCAUUCGAGCCAGAGACCCUGGAGCCAAGGUCAGUACACCCUCUGUUUCCAAAAUAAAAGAUUACCCCUGGAGUCAGUUUUGUUAUCUACCUCAGGGUACUGAAUUUUUAAAGGUUGUCUUUUUCCUCUCGGAUCGUUUUAGGCUCAAAGUCUGGUUUGCCUGUUUUGAAUAUUUGAUUGCAGGUACUAAUUGUGACUGAUGAGCCAGACCUUCCAUACAUGAGACCACCCCUUUCUAAGGAGCUUUGGUUCUCUGAUGACCCCAGUGUGACAGAAACGCUGCGAUUCAAACAGUGGAAUGGAAAAGAAAGAAGGUCUGAUAUCAUUUUAAAUUUCUUGUAUUAGACUUUUGGUGUAUUCAGCUGUAUAGCCUUGAAUGUUUUCUGUUCGUCUCGUUUCUGAAUAUAAGAUUAAAACCUGCACAGGGUGUUUUUGGUCUCAGCAGUAAGGAUGUGCACAUUUAGUACCUUGGAUCUGUUUGUUAUUCCUAAUGAAAAAUUUCAUUUUAAAAUCGAGGAGAUGAGUUGCUUUGGGACGUUUCUUCUCUACAGUAAGAAAAAUCUUGACCAAGCCUGUUUUAGCAGACCUUUAGCUGUAUGAAAGAAAACAGUCAGAGCAGCAGGGUUACAACAUAGUCCUCUGUAAUCUAAUCUUUGAACCAAGUAGACAACAUCUGGCAAUAAUGCAGCUUAACAAAAUGUACAAAAACAGACGUCUCCAUGCGAGUGUCUGAUAAAAUCUGGUUUUGGGUGUCCUCUGCCAACUCCAGUCCUGCUUCUUGAGUUGUAAUUGAGACUGUAAACAACCACAAGUCAAGGAAAAGGUUGUCUUGGUCUAGCCCUGCUGGCUCUGUACCUCUCUGUCUGCACUCUGCUUCAUUUUAACAUUUGUUUCCCUCUGUUGUGAUCAGUGAUGCAGUUGCGUGCAUGCCGUCCCGUGACAUCCCUUUGCUUUUAGUGGAGAAUCAAAGUUUUUUCUUGCGCCUCUGCUGUUCAUGUUGAUUACACUCCCCUGUUCCCUAAACUCUGUCUCAACUGACUUCCCUUUUUAGCGGUGUUUACACAAAAUAACUAUUGUUGAGAACUGAGCUUGCAUCAUUUCCUUAGCAGCAAACAAUCUCACAGGUGAACCACUCACAAUACCAAUUAAAACUUAAGAUGUAGCAGAUAAUGUAUAGAUUUUAUUAUUUAUAGAUUCAUGUAUUUAAACAAAAGACUUCCUCUUUUUCUCUCUGUGUUUUUUCCAGUAUCUACUUCCAGCCAGCAUCAUUCUACAUCAGUCCAGAAGAAUUGGAAAGUGCAGAGAAUGGAGGUGUUGCUGUUCUCACUGGGAAAAAGGUUUGUUUUUAUCUAACAAUCAGCCAAUGCAGGAAGGGACUCCUCAGUUAAAUAUAAAUUUUAGUGUUUUUCAGAUGAAUUAUUCAUCACAUUUAUGAUGAAUGUCAUGUCAGAUUUGAAUAAACUUCUCUACUAUUUCAAUGACUGAUUUUGACUAUGAUAACGUGGAUCGAUCUUUUCCAGGUGGUACACAUGGAUGUCAGAGGGAACAAAGUAAAGCUUGACGAUGACACAGAGAUCUCCUACAACAAAUGUCUGAUUGCAACAGGUGAGACACUUCAGAUUGCAUUCACUACAGAAUGUGUUUUCAGCCUGACUGAAGCUAAUCUGAGCUUUUCUCUUCAGGCGGUGUACCAAGAAACCUGCAGGUGAUAGAGAGAGCAGGAGAGGAGGUGAUGAAGAAGACGACUCUGUUCCGCAAGGUCAGUAUUUGCCCACAAGGGGGCGAUAGCUUAAUUCCAGACUGUAAAUAGUGUCUCUUAGCAAGCAAGCUGUUUUUUUUUCUUUUUUUAAAUCUUGUUUUUUUUGUGGACAAAGCAAAGAAAGACAAAUAUGAACUAUAUAGGUGGCAAUUUUAAGGGCUCCAAAUAGGUCACAUGAAGGAGAUGAGGAGUACUCUGAAAAUGUAAAUCCAACAGCUCUUGAAAAGGUCAAUACAUGAUAUAAUCUAACGUUGCAAUUAUAGAUUGAAAUAUCUUAAUAUCAUGUCAAAAAAUAAAUAAAUACAUAAUUGAAGCUUAAAACGGCAGGAAGCAGAUUCACAGCAGUAGUUUAUGUAGUUAUUAUGGCCAAUCUUAAUAUUAGAAUGUACAUGCAGUAUGUCAUGUGCUGUGUUACAGGUGACCUUUUUACAUUUUAGAGAAUGAAUUACUGUAAUAAUGCAAUUAUCCUCCACAGAUUGAAGACUUUAAAUCUUUAGACAAGGUGUCCAGAAACAUUCAGUCCAUCACAAUCAUCGGAGGCGGCUUCUUGGGCAGCGAGCUGGCCUGUGCUCUUGGCAGGAAAUGUAAGGCGGUUGGAUAAAAAUGAGAAAAUGACAGAGUAGAUUUGAAAUACUGUUUUUUUUUUUUUAAAGGACAAAUCUGUUUUCUCUCUUUUUUUUAUUUAGCGCAUGAGUCUGGCCUGGAGGUGAUCCAGAUGUACCCGGAGAAGGGCAACAUGGGGAAAGUGUUGCCUGAGUAUCUGAGCAAUUGGACGACAGAAAAAGUCAAGCAAGGUUCAUGUCCAUUUCUUGUCUAAAGUACUCGCAAAAGCCAACAGAAAUACUUUUCCUGCCCUCUAUUUCCUUGAUGACAGCUUCUUUCUUUUUGGUGUCGUAGAGGGUGUAAAAAUCAUCUCAGAAGCUCUGGUGAAAUCUGUGAACCUCAAAGACGACAAGUUAGAAAUCCUACUGAAGGACGGCCGACUUGUAGGUUCAAAGAUUUGACUCAUGUUCAGUUUGAAUUAGGAAAUAAUUUAUUUGUUACUGAUUGUGUCGUGUUGCCCUUUAAUAGGUGAAAACAGAUCACUUAGUUGCAGCUGUUGGCCUGGAGCCCAAUGUUGACCUUGCAAAGUCAGCAGGUCUGGAGGUGGACUCUGACUUUGGUGGCUUUCGGGUUAAUGCAGAGCUGCAAGCAAGAUCCAAUAUUUGGGUGGUAAGUUAAUGUUUAUAAGACGUAUCAAGAUUAAUGCAAUCAAACUGUGUUUUGGAUGUAGAGCUGUAUAGGGAAGAUAAAAAAACACAAUAUUAGGGUCUAAAUGUUAGUUAUUUUCAGUAAAUUCAUAUUAUUGAUAUCUAUAUUUUUGUUUGAAAUAUAGAGACUUCUGUUGAUUUUCUUCGUAGUUAAAGGACCUUAAAUAAAUGCACAAUUCUUAGUGAAAUGAACUACAUGUUUUGGUAUUAAUUUCAAUUGCAAACCUCUAUUACCACAUUUGAUCAAAAGCACUAAAAGCACAGAGAAAAAAGGUUAGGUCUAGGUUUAUUUAGUAGGUCAGGGCGAGCCACAUGAACGCCUUAACCUCUGCUGCCCUGUAUUAUAUUGUGUUACAGUGCCCUCCUCAGGCAAAUUCAGGUCAUGAUCCGCAUGAAAAAUGCAUCUCGUGAUAUGUUAUUCACUUGUAACAUGAUUUGUAUUCGUAUAUGCAUGCCGUGUAUCCUCAACCCCGUCUGUUUCGGUGCAGGCAGGAGAUGCUGCGUGUUUCUAUGACAUCCGACUGGGCCGCAGACGAGUGGAGCAUCACGAUCACGCCGUUGUGAGCGGAAGACUCGCAGGAGAGAACAUGACAGGCGCCAACAAGCCCUAUUGGCAUCAAUCUAUGUUCUGGUGAGUGUCUUAAGCACUGACUCCUCCCUGCUUGUGGUGUUCAAACAAAGGGUUUUGUGGUUCAUGGUCAAACCGUUUUGGAAACUAAUGCUGUGAGUGCAAGCAAUAAGAGCGGCUUAAGGUGGAAAUGAAAGAAAACUCCAAAGUGAGUGAGGUCCAGUCUAAAUUGUGAAUUGAAGUGAUCCAUGUUCAAUGCAUUUGUCUAAAUUAGUGGGUACACGAGGAUGUACAUUGAUGCGUGCACAUUACGCAGAUUUAAUCCUUUUGGAAGCCACAUGAACAUGCAUGAUUGCUUUGAAUUCUUGAAUACCAUUAAGUUGUGAAAUAUUUAAAAUGCCUUUAGAGGACAUUAGGUUGGAGUUCCCAGCAGAGUGCAGCAUUCAUCACUCACAUUUUUUACGCAUUUACUGUCUCUUUUAAGAAAAGCUAAUAUGAGCACAGAGGGGCUGUGACAGAUAUUCAGGGGGCUGCCAAAAACUGAGUCCACAGUGUGGCGCGUGGCCUACUUUAAAGCAGUCAUACAACGUCUGCGUGCUUCAGCAGCUGGUGAAACAUGACACAAUGCUGACAACACGGGUUGAGUGCAGCCCAGAAAAAUAUAUACAUCUGUCAGUUAAACUGUCCUGUUCAUACGCUCCUUGAUGUUGUUAGAUACUGUAUGUGUGUGUUUUGCUCCAAACGUUCGUGUAAUGUGGCUGCAGAGUCAAAGCGGUGUGAUUCCUACUGGGUGUGACAUCCGACCCCCUUUGCCGUUACUCAGCAGCAGUGGCAAGAUUGUGCCCAUGCAGUUGUCAAGACCAUUAUUUUAUAUUGACCUAAGUAGGCCUCGUUUUAGUCUACUUGGACAUUUUCGACUUAAAUACAACACAAAAUAAAUGUGCUGUAUUAAACCAGUUUUAGUCAAGCAGGGCUCGACAGUGGGACACUUUCACUCGCAUUUGCGACUAAAAAUAGAUGAGUGAGAGUUAUAAAAUGUUUUUAGGGGCACAUGUGCGCAUAAAAAAAAAUCAGCUGAGGCAACAAAUGUUUUUCUUGUAAAUACCGCGGUGAAGUUAGUUUUAGGUUGGAGAUUCGACGAACAUUCAUUGUGUAUCUAUCGGUGUCUUCUCACUCUACAUAACCGGCAAUAGCAACAGCAGCGCAGUUCAAUCUACUCUGCAUCCUCGCUGUCAACGUGUUGAAUAAGGAACCAUCAAUAAAUUACCAGUUGAUGCUCUCAGAGAAGGCUGUUUUACUUCAAUAGCUUCCAUGUCAUGUGACCAAAAUACCUAACAUUGAUUUCAAAUAAUAGUACUUAUGUCGACCAAUAAGACACACAUUAUUUGAUCAAUUUUCAUUGUGCCCCUAAAGUUCUUUGUGUGCUCCUUACUAUUUCAACACAUGCGUUCCUUGUGAAAAAAGUUAGUGUCAAGCCCUGUCAAGGAAUAUUUUUAAUCAUAUGUGGUCGUACCAAAUGUUGUUUUUUUAUGUUAGUAAAACAAAUGGAUUGUCACAAUCAGAGUAUCAGGUAAACUCAAGUACAGGAGAGACUUGGUGUUCUCUACUGUGAAAAUAAAAAAAUACUGACAUAGGUUAAAGUUACUGACAAUAUCAGCAAAAGUCCAACAACAUUUGACCCUCCAACUUUGAGGGUUUACUCCUGAAAGCACGGUCUUUACUUGUUAUGAAGUGUUCUCCUGUUGCAAAUUGAAACUCAUUAAACUUUUCCAACACAACAUUUCGCUGCAAAUUACCCUCGACAAUGAUUUUCCCUGAGACAUGCAGAUGGAAUAUAUUCUGCUAAACCCAUGCACCUCCCAGGAUGAUAGAAAACCCUCUUGAAGAUCAGCAGCUGUGAAGCACUCUAGCUGUAACACCGGUUUACAGUAAUGACUGUAAACUCUGCCGGCUGAAGCUGAUGGCUCAUUUGAUUAAUAUUAAGGCUAACAGAUGAGUCAGACACUAAGCAGAGCUCACUAACAUUAUUUAGUAUAGCCUUAAGCUGAGCUUUGUAGUGUUACUCAUUUGGAAAAUUAGGACACACAUGAACAUGCUCUGCUUAGCAUUGAGUCAUCUCUUCAAAACAUGUCUUCUUUGUUAUCCAUAAACAUUUUUGUUUAGUUGUUUGUAGGAACAAACUAUGUUACUUGAGUCCUACACUGGCAUGAUUUGCUUUAAAUGUCCUCUUUGAAUAGACUCUUAUGGUGACGAACACAGUGUUCAUCACUAUAAGAGCAUAAAAAGGACCAGGUCCAAAUUGAAGAAAGGGAUUUCUUUAUAUUGUUCUGGUUUUACUUACUCCUGAUCCUCUCUUGAAGAAUAGUCAUCAGCAGUGUCUUCUUUUAAGAUCCCCUGAUAAAAUGUACACGUUUUAUCCUAUAAAAUCAAAACACAUUUAAAAUUAGGAGCAUUUAUGUUGAGAGUCCCUAUUCAAUUUGAUUUAUAUGUUGAACAUUUUAAAGUCUACAUAUUUUUUUCCUGCUUUAAUCCCUGCGUACUGUAGAUAUAUCGUUUACUAAUGAGGUCACCAGAGUUUGUUUCUGUCUACUGAGGAAUGUUCCAUAGCAACCAGUAUCCUAAGCAUUGAAACAGUCAUAUGAAUUCCUAGUCUACUUCUUAGACUAGUCUAAAGGUAAGAAAACACUCACAAAACAGGUAAAAUUUAGGAUCAUUUAUUUAAUGCAGUUUAACACAGGGCCUUAGUAGGGCUGGGCGAUAAACUGAAAAUUUAUCAAUACAGAAAUUUACGACAAUAGUAUAUUCUGUGUCAAAAAAAUAAAUAAAAGUUGGUUUUGGAUGUUUGUAGAUAGGCUAUGGUCUCAUGUCACUUUAAGACGCUGUCCUUCGUCAGAGACGUGACUCCACCCCAUCCAGUUCAAAACAAAGAGGGAAAGACAGGUGAGGAGAUGGAGGACGGUUCAAAAGUUGGAGCGGCUGAAGUAGACGAAGUUAAUAUGGAAGGGGGUGAGCUGCAUGUGGAGUAGUUAUCGUGUCGUUAUCGAGGUUAAAUGCUCAAUAUAUAGUGAUAUUGAUUUGAGGCCAAAUCAUCCAGCCCUAGGUCUUAGCGAGUCUGAGUAACGAUGUCAAACUGGUUUGCUGAGUGUGGAGCGUGGUUAACGUUAACAGAGCUAGCACAACCAGCUUCGGGUUCUCUUUGUAGGCUAAUAUCUACGUUCCUGUCCUGGUCAUUCAGUGCACUAGCUGGGUUUUUUAUAUGUCAGUUUUACCAGAUGCAGCCAUGGUACAGCUUCAUCACCAUAUGCUAGAUUAAAAUACUGUCGUACAGCACUGAGCAACAAGAUGCAAUCGGUCAUCUGUGCGAGUGUAUAUCCGUGCAGUAGAGCAUCAGUAAACAUUAAUGAGUCUUCUGCUCUGGCUAAUGGAGGCUGGCUGAGCUACAACUCCAAUGCAACAUAUGACCAGCAUUUUAGGCCUACAAUAGAAAUGAAGGUAUUUUAGCAAACGUAAAAUUCUUGUGCUGAUGUUAAAUCUUUCAUAUUCCUAAACAGAAUACCAAAAAAUUAUCUAAAAAUUAAACUUCAGAUGGAAUUUAUCUUCUAAAGACCCAAAACCUUUUUGUCACUUGAGUGUUGAAUUUUCCUAACUCCUCAUCUUCAGUGACUUUUGUUUCUCUGCAGUGUACCGUAGUCAUACAUGAUCAAUAUCUUGGAGCAGAAGCACACAGAGCAUGCCCAACGCCAACAAAUGUUACGAUGAGUCAGUGUCAGUUUACUCAUCCUUUAAUCAUAAUUCAUCCAGGUGCAGAUGGCUCUUACAAAGGUGCUAAGAGAUGACCCACCAGAUGUGCUGGCUUCUGCCUGGUACCACAGUUAGAUUUCCGACCUUAAGGGUAAAAUGACCACAGCAUGUUAUCUGUCAACAUCUGGCUGGGUUUUUCUUCAGGUCAUCAGCCGGCUACAAACUCACCCAGAGCCUUGGGGGGUUGUCACUAAAAUGUACAGCUAAAUUUUAGCUCUGCUUGUUUGUGUUUUAGCAGGAGUUUUGCAGCCGCACAGUGUUUAACAAGAUUUUAAGAUGUGAAGUUUUAAACUCCAGAAGCUGCUGUACCAAGAACAGGAAUACAAAACUGCACAGAUUACAGCGUGUCCAGCUUAUAUUUAUUCGUUAAACUCCAAUAACAUUUUUCAUUUUUUCAACAGUUUAUUUCUCUGGAGGUGCUAAAAAUAAACAGAGAGGAAAUAUCGUUUAAGCUCAAUAUGUUUACUAACCUCAUGCGGUUAUUCACAGGAGUGACCUGGGACCAGAUGUUGGUUAUGAGGCGAUUGGGAUUGUUGACAGCAGCCUGCCAACAGUGGGAGUGUUUGCAAAAGCCACAGCGAAGGAUACACCCAAAGCUGCUACAGAGAAGUCGGGUAAGAGCGGCACUAUAUACAAACGUUAAUCUUACUCACAUAAAGCAAAAGUACACUUGGCAUUCAUGACUUAUCUUGAAUGUUUCACAGGAACUGGGAUCCGCUCAGAAAGUGAAACUGAAGACACAGCCACCAGUCCCGUGGCCUCUUCCACACCAGCUCCAGCUAUGGGGGCACAUAAAGACGACUACGGAAAAGGAGUCAUCUUCUACCUGAGGGACAAAGUGGUGGUGGGGAUAAUCCUGUGGAACGUGUUUAACAGAAUGCCUAUUGCAAGAAAGGUAUGCACUGACGCAGAAUUAAAAAAACUGCUUUGUGACACUAGUCAUGUUUACAUGUGCAAAAUUGCUUCAUACGAUUAAAAUUUUAAGGGAUCGGAUAAUAUGAAACCACUGUUUUUAUAGGUGCAAAAUCAGAUCAUGAUGUGCGUAUACAUGCACCAAGCUUAAUUCAGAUUAUUCAGAUAUGGAAAUGCGCAAAGUUGUCUGAUUUCGCUAAAACAACCACAGAAGAAGAGUUAUUUACACCUGUGCUGUCAACAAACCAACAAACGGGGUAGUGGCUCACUCCAUCCAAUUCAGGAGUUUUCCCCCUGUUAAAUGUUGUCACCAGAUGGCGCCCUUGUGUACUUAUUUUACUGGUUUGUCAAAGGUUGCACUGUGCGUGCAGAUGUGACAUCAUGACGCUGUAUGUACGCCUUGUUAUGUUACCGGAGGAGCAGACAUGGUACCCGUGGUUGUGUUUUAUGCCAGAGUGUUAAUAAUGAAACCUCCUGUACUGACCUCAAUAAAUAAGACAAAGGCUAAGGAGUGAAGACCGAGAAUCAAAAUAAGUGUUUACAUGGAUGCAGUUCGGAAUAACAAUCGGCAUAAACCACCCCUCUAGAUAGGAAUACAAUUUCUGCCUGGUUAAGCCAAAUUAAAUCUGAAUCUUCUGAUCAACAUGUUACAUGACGCAUUUUUAAUCCAAUUGGGCAUUUAUUGCGAUUAUUUGUGCCCAUGUAAACGCAGCUGUUGUGAAGUUUCCUGAUCAUGUGUGUCUGUUGACAGAUAAUCAAGGACGGAGAGGAACAUGCAGAUCUGAAUGAAGUGGCCAAGCUUUUCAACAUCCACGAGGACUGAGAACAUGAAGGCUGACACUCGUUUUGGGAGGGUAGUUACCUGUCAUAUAAAGACUGAACUCAGACAGCUGUCGCCACGCACUUAGGACAAAUCCGAUCAUACAAACAAAACUGGGGAACUCAUGUAAAUUAUUUCAUGUUGCUGAAAUAUUUUCGUAUUUGGAAUUUGUAUCUACUGCACCUGUUUUGUUUAUUUGUUUUUCCACUCAUUGCAUUGCUUCUCUUCUGCCAAUCUUUUCGCUUUCUUUUUUAAUCAUAGUCAACAUGUGAUGGUCUCUGCUUUCCCCCCCUCCAGGCUGAAAAUAUCGAGCAUAGACUAUUGUUUCCCUCUGUGUGAUCAAAGCAGCUUGCCAUGAGAAAAGCUGCAAUAAAAGCUAUUUUUAAAUCAGAGUCAUCC
This is a messenger RNA of Xyrichtys novacula (pearly razorfish), 15626 nucleotides long. Lineage: Eukaryota; Metazoa; Chordata; Actinopteri; Labriformes; Labridae. The record is from the annotation of a GenBank genome assembly.